Drosophila ananassae is the source of this 14881-nucleotide messenger RNA. RefSeq names its product dynein axonemal heavy chain 5 (gene Dhc1). NCBI's taxonomy places the organism in Eukaryota, Metazoa, Arthropoda, Insecta, Diptera, Drosophilidae. Gene Ontology annotation, biological process: microtubule-based movement. The record is from RefSeq and is a predicted model, not a curated record. Gene Ontology annotation, cellular component: dynein complex. The transcript is spliced from 36 exons. The coding region runs from base 179 to 14458 and encodes 4759 amino acids. Gene Ontology annotation, molecular function: dynein light intermediate chain binding; ATP hydrolysis activity; minus-end-directed microtubule motor activity.
UUGGCGCGUAUUUGAUUUGUUUGUUCAAUUAUUAUCGGACUUCCUAAAGUGAAACAGUUGCGCAAUAAGGAGAAUCAUACAGAAACCUAGUAAAUCUCAAAGGAUAUUUUAUUACGGUGCACUCUUGUGUGCGCCAGUUUUUGGUGAAUUUGUUUUUUGAAUAGAGUUUUUUGGCAAGAUGUUCGUGCAGAAGAAAAAGCUGGUCGAGCAUGUUUUGGCGAUGCGUGCCGAAGGGGGCGCCAGCAGUGAGGAGGAGGAGGAGGAAGAGGACCAGGGAGACAUCCUGCAGCGUCGGCGGGAAGAAUGCGAACGAAAGGCCCGUCGUGGGGAGAUGGAUCCCCGGCUGGAGUUCACCUUCCAGCUCCUGAUUGAUGCCACUCAGCUGCCCAGGCAUCAGCUCAUGGACUACAUAUUCGAAGGAGACAUGCUGGACGAGAUCAACCAGUUGUUUCUGCCGAAUAUGAAGAACAAGCUGCUGUGGUUCUACCAGGAAGUGGACGAGCCGGAACCCACUCCGGCUCCAGAUCCAAACAAGCCGGGACCCUCUCGUACUGGCAUGGCAUCCAGUAGCUCAAAGACACCCCAAGGUGGUGCCUCACCCAGUGGCCUGCCUCCACCCAAGCAUAAGAAACUAUUUCUGACCGAUGGCUGGACUUGUGCCUUCACCGGCGUGUGUAUCUACAUUUUCCGGGUGAACACAUCGAAACAGCUGCCAGAGGAGGGCUUCCAAAAGGAUUUGUAUUGUGGCGUGAUUGACGCCAAGAACAUUGGCCUGGUGACCUCCAUCGAGCGGAUUGUGGAGUUUGUGUUCAUGCAGGCCUUAGCCUUUCCCAGUCUGGAGUGCGAUGAGGAGGAUGUGAGUUGCGGCCUCAUCAAGGGACAGCUCCUGCCGGGAUUAAGAUCCUUUUGCAGUGCCCUGCGAGUCUGUGAGCAGGUGUGCGAUCACGACAACGUCUUCGCCGACGGAUGCGACAUGUUCGAAAAGAUUGACGAGGUGGACGAGGUGAAGGACAUGUCCAAGAACCAGGACUUUUGCGCCCAGCUCGAAGAGCGGGUGAACAACUGGACAAAGGGCAUACUAAAGAUUUUGGGCGAGAGUGAGCAACUACGCAAGGAAAACGACCACAGUGGCCCCCAGGACGAACUGGAAUACUGGAAGAAGCGUGGUGCCCAGUUCUCACAACUCCUGGCCCAUUUGCAGGACAAAGAAGUACAGUUCACCCUGCACUGCCUCUUCCUGGCCGGUUCACGCAUAAUCAAACAGUGGAAGGAGACCGACCGGAAGAUCACCUUCUGCUAUAACGAGGCACGAGAUAACUCAAAGUUUAUCCAGGCCAUGGAGACAUGCUGCCACUCCUUGUAUUUGGACGAUCCUGUCAGCAUGAAGGAGUCCAUCCUGAGUCUGUUGCAAACAGUGCGGCUCAUCUACAGUGUCUCUCAGUUCUAUAAUACAUCGGAGAGGACAUCCGCCCUGAUGGUCAAGAUAACCAACCAAAUGAUAGAAACAUGCAAAUCUUACAUCACCUGUCGCUGCAAGGAAACUAUUUGGUCACAGGAUCGAAAUGUGAUUCGCACAAAAUUAAGCAACUGCAUCAAGUUAAAUCACAUUUACCACGAAACUUAUUACACGGUUAGAGAGCAACCCUUCCUUCCCAACCAGACUCCUUUUGGCUUCUCCGAAAACUUUGUAUUUGGCAAAUUUGACACGUUUUGCGAACGGCUUGCCAAAAUCAUAAGUAUGUUCAAUUUAAUUGAUGAUUACAACCAUUUGUUUGAAAGAAGGCUGGAAGGACUCCUUUUGGGCGAAGCUCUGGAGGAUGCCUCCAACCACUUUGAGGAGGCCAAAAAAGAGGUCACCUCCAAGAAAUACGACUACCUGGAUCAUCGCAACUCCAAUUUCAAUGAGGACUUUGAGAGAUUUAUUCACAAAACUAACUCUCUCAAGGACACAAUUGCCACUUUGAUUGAAAAGGACUUCGACACCGUGUGGGAGACACCGCAGUGUAUCCGGUUUUUGGUUCGAUUCGAGAAGGUCAGCGAGAAGAUUCCCCUGACUAAGAUGGAUGAGAAGUACACCCGGAUACUGCGCUAUGUGGAGAAGGAGGUGGAUCGCAUCCUGAAGACUUUUCGCAAGCAGCGCGACGAUCCUCCACUGGCAAGGAACUUUCCACCAAUCGCUGGUAGAGUCCAUUGGUGUCGAGCCUUGAGUUUGCACAUCACGGAGCUGAUGGAUGCGGUUAUGGAUCACCCGGUGCUGAGUAAUCUGCCCAUGGCCAGGGAUCUGGAUGUGCGCUACCACAAUGUCCUGGGCGUGCUCAAGGAGUACGAGGAUGAGAUCGUCUCCAUAUGGCUGGACCAGGACGUCAGCGUGGCCGAUGCUUGUCUUCUACAACCGCUACUAAGUCUCCAGGGGGAUAAGUUGUUCGUCAACCUGCAUCCCACCAUUCCGCUGCUCAUCCGAGAGGCCAAAAUGCUGGCCAAGUUGGACAUUGAGUUGCCCAUUGUGGCGGCCACUCUGAUGAGUCGCCAGCAAUAUUUCACCACCAUCCAGGACUCUCUUAAUUGUUUGAUCAAAAUGUUCCUGUCCACGGUGCGAGCUGUGAAGCUGGAGGUUCGUCCUUUAUUUCUGCCCCAGCUGGUUCGCCUAACAGCGAUGUUGAAGCCAGGAUUGCAUACCAUUAAUUGGACUAACCAAAACUGGACCGAGUUCUACGAGCGCUGCAAGCAAGCUAUCGAAAACUUUGAAGUACUGGUUGCUCGUGUACAUGACAUUUACUCCAACCGCAUCCUCCAUGUCCUGAUGUGGAUGCAAGACGUCUCCCUACAAAUUCUACCAGCAGACGAUGAAAUCUGGACAGUUGACGAGUUUCUGGAGCGGAGCGAGGAGGCCUGCCGGAAAGCCGCCAUAGAUCUAAACCGAAAAAGUCAAAUGGUUUCUGAGGCUGUGGAGGAGGUCCUUAGUUUGGUGGACAAAGCAACCGCUGCCUUCAAAGAGCUGGCAGGCGACGAUGUAAUUACCCUGUUUGAUGCUGCCACUCCAAAAGGAGAGGCUUCCGGAUCAAGCGGGAACAAGCCGGAAGACGGAGGCGGAGGAGCUUCUGCUCCGGCUGCCAGUGGUGGCAGUGGACAGCAACAGGACUGGAGCAUCCUGUGGUCCUGUUUCGAGAACCCGCUCUCGCUGCUGUCCACCACAGAGAGUCUUCCCAAGGGCAUGCAGGACAUGGUCUGCAACGCGGUGGUGGAGAUGAGACGCUACUACAGCCGCAAAGUGAUCGAUGUACUCAUCAAGGUGAUCCGGGCCGCUCUGGACACACUCCGCCGUCGGUUCAUCGCCGACGAGAACGAGACGGUGUCCAAGAAGCCAAUUUUUGCACUGCACGCGCAGCUGCAGAUACCACAUGUGGUGAUCAAGCCGAAUCUGGACGAGCUGCAGGACAUAUUGGUGUCGGCGGGCAAGAACAUCACGGGCAUUGCGAAGGGCGUGGCGCAGUGGAGCAGCGGCAAAGAUCCGCCGGUGCGUACAGGGCCACUGAAUAGCUUCGCAAUGUUCUCCAAAAUCUUGUCUUACCAACCGCAGCAAGUUUCGAUGACGGUGUCGCAGCCGCGCGUCGGACGCAACCACAACAACACCGAGGGCGCUGGCGGCGGCGGCGGUGGCGGAGGCGUAGGCGGUGGAGGCGGCAACAAGAGCCGACGGCGCAAGAUCUACUGCCUGGCCUCCGAGGAGCGGCCUCAGAUGCCCCACAUGCUCAAGAGCUUCUACUCGGCCAUUAUGGACAACAAGGAGGUAGCCAAGGCGGUCAACCAGCUCUCCAGCUGCACCAAGAACGUCAAACCCGAGAUCCAGACGUACAUCAAGCGCUGGAAGCCGUACCACUUCCUCUGGAAGAAUGACCGCACCACUCGACAGCUAAUGGAGUUUGGCCUCCAAGAGUUCGAGACCACACUGCGCUGCCUCUCCGACCUGGACGCAAAUCUUCUCGUGGAGCCCGACAUGGAGGUCUUCGGCCAGUGCGUGGCGGUAUAUAACGAAAGGCUCAAGUAUGGUUUGGCCAUUGAGAUCAAGUCCUGCAACCACAAAAUCGGGCAGGCGAUGAAGAAAAAAUACAAGAAGGAAAUGGACUACGUUUAUGCGGUAAUCAACGAGAUGGAUCGUAAGUUGGACAGGCCGAUACGUGACCUCGAUGACGUCCGUAUGAUUAUGGAAACAUUGGGUAAGAUUCGUGAACAGGAAGUGGACAUGGAACUGCGCAUUGAUCCCAUAGAGGAGGCCUUCAAUGUCCUGACACGCUACGAAGUUCAAGUUGAGCGGGAACAGUUCGAUUUGGUAGACAAUUUGAGGGCCACGUUCCAGAACCUUUUGGCUGGAGCAUUGCAGGCACAGGUGAAGCUGCUGGACAUGCAGCCCGCCUUCCAGGACGACUUGCGCACCAAUCUGGACAACUUCAAGCAGGACAAGAUCGCCUACGUGACCGAAUAUCGCACUGCCGGUCCCAUGCAGGCCGGGCUAACGCCCAGAGAGGCCUCCGACCGGCUGAUCCUGUUCCAGAACCGCUUCGAGGGCAUGUGGCGACGCCUACAGACGUACCAAAGUGGCGAGGAACUCUUCGGGCUGCCCCAGACGGACUAUCCAGAGCUCGGCCAGAUCCGCAAGGAGCUGAAUCUGUUGCAGAAACUGUACAAGCUGUACAACGAUGUCAUCGACAGGGUGAGCAGCUACUACGACAUACCCUGGAACGAGGUGGACAUCGAGGAGAUCAACAACGAGCUGAUGGAGUUCCAGAACCGAUGCCGCAAGCUGCCCAAGGGACUCAAGGAGUGGCCGGCCUUCCAUGCUCUGAAGAAGACCAUCGACGACUUCAACGACAUGUGUCCGCUACUGGAGUUGAUGGCGAAUAAAGCCAUGAAGCCACGUCAUUGGCAACGAAUCAUGGAUGUUACUCGCUACAUCUUCGAGUUCGACUCGGAGGGUUUCUCGCUCAAGAACAUAUUGGAGGCGCCGCUGCUGAAGCACAAGGAGGACAUCGAGGACAUUUGCAUCAGUGCGAUGAAGGAAAAGGACAUCGAGGCGAAGCUCAAGCAGGUCACCAACGAGUGGUCCGUGCACGAGCUCCAGUUCAUGAGCUUCAACAACCGGGGGGAGCUACUCCUGCGUGGCGACACCACCGCAGAGACAAUCGGCCAGCUGGAGGAUAGCUUGAUGGUGCUCGGCUCCCUGCUGUCCAAUCGAUACAACGCCCCCUUCCGGAAACAGAUCCAACAGUGGGUCUACGAUCUGUCCAAUUCGAACGAGAUCCUGGAGCGCUGGCUCCUAGUCCAGAAUAUGUGGGUUUAUUUGGAGGCCGUUUUUGUUGGUGGCGAUAUCGCGAAGCAACUGCCUAAGGAGGCGAAAAGGUUUUCCAAGAUCGACAAAUCCUGGCAAAAGAUCAUGCAACGGGCCCACGAGACCCCCGGUGUUGUGGCCUGUUGUGUCGGUGACGAUCUACUCAAGCAACUGCUGCCCCACCUGCAGGAGCAGCUGGAGAUUUGUCAGAAAUCCUUGAGUGGUUACUUGGAGCGCAAGCGCAUGAUGUUUCCACGUUUCUUCUUUGUGUCAGAUCCUGCCCUGCUAGAAAUACUGGGGCAGGCUUCCGAUUCGCACACCAUACAAAACCACCUCCUCAACAUCUUCGACAACACCAAGAGUGUCAAGUUUCAUGACGUCGAGUACAACAAGAUGAUGGCCAUCAUCUCCAGCGAGGGCGAAAUGAUUCAGCUGGACCGGGCCAUCCGCGCCGAGGGAUCAGUGGAGACCUGGCUCACCCAACUCCUGGUCACCGCCCAGCAGUCACUGCACUCGAUCAUCCGCACCGCCUACGCCACCAUCAACGAUCCGAACUUCACCCUGCUCAGCUUCCUGGAGAAGGUUCCGGCCCAGAUCGGUCUGCUGGGCAUCCAGAUGGUGUGGACAAGGGAUGCGGAAAUGGCCCUGCUACAGGCCAGGAAUGCAGCCGGAAGGAAGGGCAUGCAGGAAACAAAUAACAAGUUCCUUGAAAUAUUGAAUACCCUCAUCGACCAGACAACUCGAAAUCUUUCCAAACGGGAAAGGACCAACUUUGAGACUUUGAUUACAAUUCAUGUACAUCAACGUGAUAUUUUCGAUAUUUUGUGCCGCAUGAACAUAAAAUCAGCCAAUGAUUUUGAGUGGCUGAAACAGUGUCGUUUCUACUUCAAAGAGGAUCUGGAUAAAACCUGGAUAUCGGUAACAGAUGUUACCUUUACCUAUCAGAACGAAUAUCUGGGUUGUACAGAUCGCUUGGUGAUAACACCUCUAACAGAUCGUUGUUACAUAACUCUGGCACAGGCCCUAACCCUAUCCAUGGGCGGAGCUCCAUGCGGGCCGGCUGGAACUGGCAAAACGGAAACCGUCAAGGAUAUGGGCAAAACUUUGGCCAAGUACGUGGUGGUUUUCAAUUGCUCUGAUCAAAUGGAUUACAGAGGCCUUGGAAGAAUCUACAAAGGCCUGGCCCAGUCCGGCAGCUGGGGAUGCUUCGAUGAGUUCAAUCGCAUCGAACUUCCGGUCCUCUCUGUGGCAGCCCAACAAGUGGCAGUUGUCCUGACCGCCAAAAAGGAGAAACGCAAAACAUUCCUCUUCACCGAUGGCGACACCAUCGAGAUGAAUCCAGAGUUUGGAAUCUUCAUAACAAUGAAUCCCGGAUACGCAGGCCGCAAAGAGCUGCCGGAGAACUUGAAAAUCCAGUUCCGGACCGUGGCCAUGAUGGUGCCGGACAGGCAGAUAAUCAUCCGGGUCAAGCUAGCCAGUUGUGGCUUUUUAGAAAAUAUCACUCUGGCAAGAAAGUUCUACACUCUGUACAAACUAUGCGAAGAGCAGUUGACCAAACAAGUCCACUACGAUUUCGGACUGAGGAAUAUCCUUUCGGUCUUGCGAACCCUGGGAGCUGCCAAGAGACGUAACUCCAAGGACACUGAAAGCACCAUAGUGAUGAGAGUCCUGCGAGACAUGAAUCUCUCCAAGCUUAUCGAUGAUGAUGAGCCGUUGUUCAUGUCCUUGGUAUCGGAUUUGUUUCCUAAUCAGACCCUGGAGAAGACCAAUUACCCGGAACUGGAAGCAGCUAUCCUGCAACAAACGGAUGAAGCCAGCUUGGUGUAUCAUCCCCCCUGGGUCCUGAAACUCAUCCAGCUGUACGAGACACAGAACGUGCGGCACGGAAUCAUGACCCUCGGCCCGAGUGGAGCGGGCAAGACCACCUGCAUCCACACACUGAUGAAGGCCAUGACCCAGAUGGGCGACAACCAUCGGGAGAUGCGGAUGAACCCGAAGGCGAUCACGGCGGCACAGAUGUUCGGACGGCUCGAUGUGGCCACUAAUGACUGGACCGACGGCAUUUUCUCGGCACUCUGGCGCAAGACGCUCAAGCUGAAAUCAGGCGAGCAUGUCUGGUUAGUACUGGAUGGGCCCGUGGACAGUAUUUGGAUAGAGAAUCUGAACUCGGUGUUGGACGACAACAAGACCCUAACACUGGCCAACGGCGAUCGUCUGACCAUGGCGCCCACAGUCAAAAUCAUAUUCGAGCCGCACAACAUCGACAAUGCCUCGCCGGCGACAGUGUCCCGUAACGGAAUGGUGUACAUGAGCUCCUCCGGAUUGGACUCUAGGCCAAUUGUCCAGGCCUGGCUUAAAAAUCGAGCCCCUGGAGAAAAGUCCACCUUCUCGGAUCUAUUCGAUCAGACUUUCGUAGAGGUCUAUAACUGGGGUGUGCAAAUGGUGAAGCUCCAGAUGCCUGUCCUGCAAUGCAAUAUUGUUCAGCAGAUGCUAUAUAUCCUGGAGGGCCUCAUACCUGUGAAAAAGGAAGACGAACAGGCCGUGAGCCUCUCCAGCAAGGAGAGCCACGAUGCGAAUAAACGUUUAGAGCAUCAAAAACAAAUCGAAGAGGCGCGACGGCAAUCGAUUGGCAGUCAGAUUGUCGAGGAUAUUCCUGCCGAGACCUCGAUCGAGGAAAAGGAGGACACCUGCACCCCAGAACACUUGCACCGCUUGUACAUCUUUGCGCUCGCCUGGGGUCUGGGCGGUUACCUGUCCACUAGCGACCGCCUCAAAAUGAAUCUAUUUGUGAAGGAAUCCUUCCCGCAGCUGGACUACCCCAAGGGUAGUGCCCACGAGAACACAAUCUUUGACUUCUUCGUUUCUCCAGCGGGCGUGUGGCAGUCGUGGAAGACGCUCGUCACCCCCUAUAUGUAUCCGGAGCUUUCCACACCAGACUAUUUAAGCAUUCUGGUGCCCAUCGUGGAUAAUGUGCGUAUCGAUUACUUGAUUGGCACAAUUGCGAAUCAGGAGCGCGCCGUGAUGGUGAUUGGCGAGCAGGGCACCGGCAAAACGGUGAUCAUGAAGAACUUCAUGAAAAAGAUGAACAUUGAAACGUACAUGGGCCGAUCCUUUAACUUCUCAUCGGCCACCAGUCCGUACCAGUUUCAGCGCACAAUUGAGAGUUAUGUGGAGAAACGCGUUGGCGUUACAUUCGGGCCACCCGGUGGCCGGAAAUUGAUUGUCUUCAUCGACGACAUCAAUUUGCCCGAGAUCAAUGAGUGGGGCGAUCAAAUCACCAACGAAAUUGUGCGCCAGUCCAUGGACAUGAAGGGCUUCUACAGUCUAGAGAAGCCGGGCGACUUCACCACCAUUGUCGAUGUGCAGUAUGUGGCGGCCAUGGGUCUGCCUGGGGGUGGAAGAAACGAUAUACCCUCUCGAUUGAAACGACAGUUCUGUGUAUUCAACUGCAACAUCCCGGACAACGACUCCAUCGAUAAAAUCUUCCGCGUUAUCGGUGAGGGUCACUACAAUGCCAAGCGCGGCUUUGUGCCCGAGAUACGGAAUCUCGUCAAGAAACUAAUCGUCGUCACCCGCCAUCUGUGGCAGCGCACACGCGAAAAACUAUUGCCCACGCCGGCCAAAUUCCACUAUGUAUUCAGUUUGCGCGAUCUGUCGCGCAUCUGGCAGGGCAUGGUUGGCACCUUAUCCACGGUGAUCACCUCCGAGAGCGUCCUCAUGGCGCUGUGGAAGCACGAGUGCACGCGAGUAUUCGCCGAUCGCUUCACCACGUUCCAGGACAAGGAGUGGUUCGGCUCAGAGCUGGCAUGUCUCGUGCGCGAGGAGCUGGGCGACGCCCACUCCCAAAUGAUCCUGCCAAAUCCGGUGUUUGUCGAUUUUAUGCGCGACGCCCCCGAGCCAACCGGCGAGGAGGGGGAGGACACCGAUAUGGAGCUCCCAAAGGUCUACGAGCCGGUCCACUCACAUGAAGUGCUCCGCGAGCGUCUCGUCAUGUUCCUCGCCCAGUUUAACGAGAUGGUGCGAGGGUCGGGAAUGGAUUUGGUUUUCUUCCCGGAUGCAAUGCUGCAUCUGGUGAAGAUCUCCCGCAUCAUUCGGCAUCCGAGGGGAUCGGUCAUGCUUGUCGGGGUCGGCGGUUCUGGAAAACAGUCGCUAACGAAAUUGGCAUCGUUCAUAGCAGGCUACAAGACAUUCCAAAUUGCGUUGACGCGUUCGUACAACGUGGCCAAUUUUCUGGAGGAUCUAAAGCUGCUCUACCGCACCUGCGGCGUACAGGGCAAGGGCACAACCUUCCUCUUUACGGAUAUGGAUAUCAAGGAGGAAGGUUUCCUCGAGUAUCUAAACAACAUACUCUCGAGCGGCGUCAUAUCGAAUUUAUUCUCGCGCGAUGAGCAGGCCGAAAUCGUGCAGGAGCUGACGCCGGUCAUGAAACGCGAGAAUCAACGCAAAACAGCGACCCCGGAAAGUGUGAUGGACUUUUUUUUGGCGCGCACCUGCACCAAUCUGCACGUGGCCUUCUGCUUCUCGCCCGUAGGUGAGACGUUCCGGUCGCGAGUGCAGCGCUUCCCCGCCUUGGUCUCCGGCUGCACCAUUGACUGGCUGCAUCCGUGGCCCAAGGACGCCUUGGUCUCGGUUGCCCGACACUUUCUGAGUCACUUUGAGAUCGAGUGCACGCCGGCCGUCAAGGAAGAGCUGGUCAACGCUCUCGGCUCCAUUCAGGACAUUGUCGCGGAAACGUCCCAGGAGUACUUCCAGCGUUUCCGUCGCGCAACGCACGUGACACCCAAAUCUUAUCUGAACUUCAUUGCCGGCUACAAGAACAUCUACCAGAUGAAGCAGCAAGAGCUGCGAGAUGGUGUGGAGAAGAUGGAUACGGGAUUGGAGAAACUGAAAGAGGCCUCCGCCUCGGUUGAGAUCCUCAAGAAGGACCUAGUUGUCAUGGAGGAGGAGCUAGUUGAAGCCUCCAAGAAUGCGGAAUCAGUGCUAGUGGAGGUGACGGAGCGUGCGAUGCAAGCGGAGAUCGUCAAGAACCAGGUGCUCAUCGUCAAGGACAAGGCCGAGGCCCUGGUCGCGUGCAUUGCCCAGGAGAAGGCCCUGGCCGAAGAGAAGCUCGAGGCUGCCAAGCCGGCCCUCGAGGAGGCGGAGAACGCCCUAAACACCAUCAAGCCCGCCCAUAUUGCCACUGUGCGCAAACUGGGCCGUCCGCCGCACCUUAUCAUGCGGAUCAUGGACUGUGUCCUGAUCCUUUUCAAGCGUAAACUACACCCUUGUAUCCCCGACUCGGGAACUCCGUGUCCCAAGCCCUCUUGGCAGGAGUCGCUCAAGAUGAUGGCCAGCGCCACGUUCCUGCUGCAACUCCAAAAUUAUCCCAAGGACACUAUUAACGACGAGAUGAUCGACCUGCUGCAGCCCUACUUCCGUAUGGAGGACUACAACAUGGAUAUGGCGCGUCGAGUGUGCGGAGAUGUCGCUGGCCUGCUGUCCUGGACGAAGGCCAUGUCCUUCUUCCACAGUGUCAACAAGGAAGUACUGCCCUUGAAGGCAAAUCUUACACUGCAAGAAGCCCGUCUAAAGCUUGCCAUGGACGACUUGGCUGGAGCGGAGGAGCAACUGCGAGAGCGCGAGGAUGCCCUUCAGGCAGUCAAGGAUCAGUACGACAAGGCAGUGGGCGAAAAGCAACGCCUGACAGAUGCGGCCAAUGUCUGCCUUCGGAAGAUGACGGCCGCCACGGCCCUGAUCAACGGCCUGUCGGAUGAGAAGCAUCGGUGGACCAACCAGAGCAAGGAGUUCAAGAUCCAGCUGGGCAAGCUUGUCGGCGAUGUCCUGCUGGCCACAGGAUUUCUCUCCUACUGCGGCCCGUACAACCAAGAGUUCCGGGCGAAUCUCAUCAAGACCUGGAUGGGAAUACUGAAACAAAAGAAUAUACCCUUCACCACGGGCCUCAACAUCAUCAACAUGCUGGUGGACUCAUCCACCGUAUCCGAGUGGACCCUGCAGGGACUGCCCAAUGACGAGCUAUCGGUGCAGAACGCCCUGAUAGCCACCAAGUCCAGCAGUUAUCCUCUGCUGGUAGAUCCGCAGACCCAGGGCAAGAUCUGGAUCAAGUGUAAGGAGGACAAAAACGAACUGCAGAUCACUUCACUUAACCACAAGUACUUCCGAACCCAUUUGGAGGACUCGCUGUCCCUGGGCAGGCCACUGCUCAUCGAGGAUGUCGGCAUCGAUCUGGACCCUGUGAUAGACAAUGUCCUGGAGAAGAACUUCAUCAAAUCGGGCAGCAUCGAAAAGGUCCUGGUGGGCGACAAGGAGUGCGAUGUGAUGCCGGGAUUCAUGCUCUAUAUUACCACCAAGCUCCCGAAUCCAGCCUUCAGUCCCGAGGUGAGUGCCAAGACCUCUAUCAUCGACUUUACUGUGACCAUGCGUGGACUGGAGGACCAGCUCCUGGGCCGGGUCAUUCUCAUGGAGAAGUCGGACCUGGAAGCGGAGCGAGUGGCACUCUUCGAGACAGUCAUGCAAAAUCAGAGGAACAUGAAGGAGCUGGAGGCGAAUCUCCUGCUUCGUCUGAGCUCUUCCCAAGGAUCCCUGGUGGAUGAUGAAGCCCUAAUCGAAGUCUUGCGAGUGACAAAGACCACGGCGGAGGAGGUCAACCAAAAGCUAAAGAUCUCCGAGGUCACCGAACGGAAGAUCAUGAAGGCGCGCGAGGAGUUCCGAGCAGUGGCCAAGAGGGGCUCCAUACUUUACUUUCUUAUCGUCGAAAUGAGCAAUGUAAACGCCAUGUACCAGAACUCCCUGAAGCAGUUCUUGGUCAUCUUCAACCAUUCCAUCACCAAGUCGGCCAAGUCCAGUGUCACUGAGGAACGCAUCAACAUUAUCCUGCGCUACCUCACCUACGAAGUCUACAAGUUCACCAACCGGAGUCUCUAUGAGCGCCACAAACAACUGUUCACCCUGAUGCUGGCCAUCAAAAUCGAUUACCACAACGGCAACAUCAGCCAUGAGGAGUUCCUGACCUUCAUCAAAGGCGGCGCCUCUCUGGACCUGAAUGCCGUCACACCGAAGCCUUUCCGCUGGAUUCUGGACAUAACCUGGCUGAAUCUGGUCGAGAUCAGUAAGCUGGAUACCUUUGCCACAGUGCUGCAGGUCAUAGAGCUUAACGAGAGGGACUGGAGGACCUGGUACGAGUGUGAGAAGCCGGAGAACGAAGAGAUCCCCUGCGGCUACAAUGCACUUCUGGACAGUUUCCGGAAGCUAUUACUCAUUCGUUCCUGGUGUCCCGAUCGUACUAUAUCCCAGGCUAAGGUCUACAUAGAAGAAUCCCUGGGUAGCGAAUACAGUGAAAUGCAAAUCCUAGAUCUUGAGGAGAUGUGGCUUGAAUCGGAGCCCCGGACCCCGUUCGUGUGUCUCCUUUCCAUCGGAUCCGAUCCAACCACCCAAAUAGGAGCCCUGGCCAAACAAAAAAGCAUAAUCCUCAAAUCGGUGUCGAUGGGUCAGGGCCAGGAGUACCAUGCGCGGAAAAUGAUAAUGGAGUCGAUGGCGGGCGGUGGAUGGGUGCUGCUACAGAAUGUCCACCUGUCGCUGCCCUUCUGUUCGGAGGUAAUCGACAUGCUGGUGGAGACGGAGUAUAUAGACGAGUCCUUCCGCAUGUGGGUGACCACGGAGCCACACAACGAGUUUCCCAUUGGCCUGUUACAAAUGGCCCUUAAAUUUACCAAUGAGCCGCCGCAGGGAAUACGAGCCAGUUUGAAAAGGAGCUACCAGUCGUUUACGCAGGACUUCCUCGACUACACCUCGGCCUCACAGUGGCCCCCGCUCCUCUACACAGUAGCCUUCCUGCACACCAUCGUCCAGGAACGCCGCAAGUUCGGCCCUCUGGGCUGGAACAUACCCUACGAGUUCAACCAGGCCGAUUUUGCCGCCAGCGUCCAGUUUAUCCAGAACCACCUGGACGAGAUGGACCCCAAGAAGGGGGUAUCGUGGCAGACCCUGGUCUACAUGAUUGGCGAGGUGCAGUACGGCGGUCGGGUCACCGACGACUUCGACAAACGCCUGUUGACCACCUUCACCUCGGUGUGGUUCUGUGAGCAGCUGCUCUCCAAUUCCUUUGAGUUCUACAAGGGAUACAAGGUGCCCGGGACCAAGAGCCUCCAGGGCUUCAUCGAUUACAUCAACAGUCUGCCAGCCUACGAUACGCCAGAGGUGUUUGGAUUGCAUUCCAAUGCCGACAUCACGUACCAAAUAAACUCGGCCAAAGGCAUCCUUGACACCAUCCUCAGUGUCCAGCCAAAAGAGGGAGGCGGCGGUGGCGGCGAGACCCGGGAGAGCAUUGUCUACCAACUGGCGGACGACAUGCUCCGCAAGCUGCCCGCCCAGUACAAUGCCUACGAGGUGCGGGAGAACCUUACCCGAAUGGGAAUCCUAUUGCCGAUGAACAUCUUCCUCAGGCAGGAAAUCGAUCGAAUGCAAAGAGUCAUUAAACGCGUCCACACCUGCCUCUGUGACCUGAAACUGGCCAUAGACGGUACCAUUGUGAUGAGUCCCGCCCUCAAAGAGUCCCUGGAUGCGAUGUACGAUGCCCGCAUACCCGAAACAUGGAUGAAGAUAUCCUGGGAAUCUACUACACUGGGUUUCUGGUAUACCGAGCUGCUCGAGCGGAAUGGGCAGUUCCGCACUUGGAUAUCCACAGAUCGACCAAAAGUUUUCUGGAUGACGGGCUUCUUUAAUCCCCAAGGAUUUCUCACGGCCAUGCGACAGGAGGUGACGCGAGCCCACAAAGGCUGGGCCCUGGACUCGGUGGUGCUGCAGAAUCAAAUAACGCGAUACAACAGGGAGGACAUCACCGAGUACCCCACGGAGGGAGUGUAUGUUCACGGGCUCUUCCUCGAAGGCGCCUCUCUGGAUCGCCGGAGUGGCAAGCUAAUUGAGUCGAAGAUGAAAGUCCUGUACGAGCAAAUGCCCGUCAUCUAUAUAUACGCCAUAAACACCACGGCCGGCAAGGAUCCAAAGCUGUACGAGUGUCCAAUCUACCGCAAACCCCAACGCACCGACUUAAAGUACGUGGGCUCGAUUGAUUUUGAGACCGAAUUCAAUCCCAAGCACUGGACGCUGCGCGGCGUGGCCCUGCUCUGUGACAUCAAGUGAACCCCCAGUUCCAGAACCAGCCUAUACCUGGUCCAGGACCUGGUCUUGGUCCUGGUCCUUACUUGUAUUUCGUUUUUUGGUAUUUUGGUUCGUGCCAUUGUUUGCCAUCAUGUCAACGAUUGUACGUGAGUGGGGCACCUAAUGGCGCUGUGAUAAUUAUCUGGUUUUUUGUAUUUUCCGUUUGCUGGGUGGCCGUUCAAGUUUGGUGUAAUCCUGGCGCAAAUACAACGUUAUUAAUUAAGCCCUCGGGCGCGGACAAGGCGAGGGCAAAUUGUUGGCACUCGGGGACACCGCUAGCCCUGUUAUUAGCUGUUAUCCAUUUUUACAAAUCCUGUAAGGAGGGGUCCAAAACGCACACACCCCUAGGGAGUAGUGGCAAGGUUAAAGUCUUUAAUAAAUCUAUAUUGGAAUCUAUAAAGCGUU